This is a messenger RNA of Phytophthora sojae, 1851 nucleotides long. RefSeq lists its product as hypothetical. Bases 332 to 1447 code for a protein of 371 amino acids. Lineage: Eukaryota; Oomycota; Peronosporomycetes; Peronosporales; Peronosporaceae. The record is from RefSeq and is a predicted model, not a curated record. The transcript is spliced from 5 exons.
CGCUCUUUCCCCGCUGGCGCACGCUUCCUGCCGGCUUGGACCAAGACUUGGCUUGGCGGCGGGCUACAGUAAAUCGUAACCGAUUGGAUUGAUCGAUCACCUUCUUGCCUUCCUGCCUGCGGGAGGUCGUCGCCUUGUGGUCAGCGCGUCCGUGUCAUUGAUUGAGGUGCGUCGUCGCCGGCUGCUGGAGCGGAAAGCCACCAAGCCACUCACGCCCCGCUUCCGCCCGCGCGUCUGUUCGGUCGUGUGGCUUUUGUCCGUUGUCUCUCGCCAAGCGCUUGCGCCAGUUCAAGCAACGCGCUAAUAGCACAAGCCUAAACGCGCCGGCAGCAUGCGCUCCUGGGUCGUCUUCGCCGCGCUGGCGGCCAGCGUCGCGCUCUCAGCGUGGACAGCGCCAGUGGACGCCGCGGCCUGCGCUGAGAUCUGCUACACGACCGAGCUGACGGGCUUCGGGCCGGGGGGCACAGCUGGAUGCAGCUGCACCGGGUCGGGGGCCACGCGCACGGGCUCCGGCAGCUGCAGUUGCGGCCAGUGCUACUCGGAGACUAAUGGCGUCGUCAUCGGCUACGCCAUCAACAGCGACGGCACCUGCACGUACGGCACAGACUGCGGCGACUGCACGUACUCGUCGGACUCCUCCACCAAGUCGACCACGUCGUCCAAGUCGACGACGGGCUCGACCAGCUCCACGACUACCACGACAGAUGCGCCCGCCACUACGUCUCCUGCUGCUACUUCAGGUACUGCGUCGAAUUCAACCUCUGGUACUUCUUCCUCCACCACAGACACAAACAACGGCACUUCGAGCACUUCUACAACAACGACGACGACCAGCAGCUCGAGCUCCAGCGACAACGCUGGCGAUGCCGGCAGCGGAACGACCGACACAUCAAGCAGCAACGGCCUGAAGACAUGGCAGAUCGCGCUAAUUAUUUGCUGUGGCGUGCUGGUCUUCACGGUGGCUGUCGUGUCAGUGCUGUCGUGCUACUGCAAGGCGCGGAACCGCUUGUACGAGAACGAGGACGACCAGGCGGACGCUAGCUACUACCAGCAGCAGUACCCCCGCCCGCGCCCGGAUGUCAUGGGCGCUGGCGCUAUUCCAACCCCGACUCUAUUUUCGCAGGCGCCGACAAGUACCCGCGGCCACGCGCGCUCCGGGAGCUCGGGUAGCUUCACGAACGAGUUCAAGCCCAUGUACGCGAACCCGGCCAACAGCGAUAGCGCGGAUAGGUUAGGAAUCGGCCUCGCUCCCGUGCACAUGCGCAACAGCUCGGGCGACCUGGCCGGCAUGGCCGGAGGCAGCUACCCGAACGAGCGCAUCCUGUCCGGCAGCUACACGACGGACCGCCGACCAAGCUCAAGCAACAGGUCAAUAGGUCGUCGACCGAGUCUGGAGCAGGGAUACAGCACGGCGCGCGAUCGAGAUUCGCUGGCUGUCGAGUUGUAGGCGUGGUCAAGUUUAUCAAGCUCGCACAGUCGGCAGCAGGGCGUGAAACACAACCAAAACACAGGAGCAGCACAGGACCGCGGGGUAUGGAAGGCGCCGGCAGCAGCAGCGAUUCAAAUGGUGAAGGCGUCGACGGCAGCGUCGACCAGAGCCCGACUCGCUGGCAAGCGCGCCCCCUCCCCGCGCAGCAGCUCCACCAAUAGUAGAUUUAUUCCAGGCCCAAGCACUGAAUGAGGCGCAGGCUUCCCCCUGAGCAGGCAGGCAGCGUCUCGGCCCUUGGCAGCCGAGUGAAGCAGGAGAGAGAGAGAGAGAGUUAAUUAGUAGUAGUAUUACGUAAUGACGUUGACACCAUCGGUCCGUUGCAAGAAUGCAGUGAGUGGUCUGGUGUCCAUGCAGUCGCUUUU